AUGAGUCGUCGUACUAGUGCACGUUCUGGAAGGGUUCCAUUAACUUCAAAUGAUGAUGAUGAUGAUAAAGAGAAAGUGCAACGUGACGACAAUAUUAUAUCAAAGACAUCACCUGAUAGUCCCUCUUCGGUAUCAACAAGACAACCUUUAUCAAAGUAUAAUUUGGAAUUGUUAUUUCUCAAAGAAAAUAAGCAGAAUGUGUGUAGUUGAAGGUAUUCAGAACAUAUUUCUUCUAUUGAUAGACUUCCCCAAGAAAACCACUCAGACCAAAGUUCCAAGAGUCCUCUAAUGAGUGAGAUAAGGAAGAGCCACUCAAUCAGCCACAGAAAGGAGAAACCAUCUCCUAGUAAGUAACAUGACUGAAAAAAAUGUGUGUCAUCUUGGGAAUCAAAUAAUCCUGCAGGCACUCCCUGUGUGACAGAUUUAGAUCAACAACAGAUUUCAAGUCCAGGAUUAACUCGGAAUAAUGAGAUAAAUGAUCCUACUAAUGAAAUGAAUAUUAAAAUACAAAGAAACAUACAGUGCCUUCCUGACACCUCUGAGUUUGCAGGUGAAGCUACUGCAGAGCGCAUGAAUCAAGUUCAGGGUAAUGGUGACUUUCAGUUGCAGAAAACUGUGUAUGCUGCUGACAUGGAUUUAACUGCAAGUGAAGUAAGCAAAAUUGCCACAGUUUCAACAGGCACUAAAAAUAAAAGUAAUAAAAAACCAAAUGAUUGUGGAAUGAAAAUUUUCAAAAAAGUGAAAAAUUCAAGCUCUGAAAAAAAGAAAGAAAGAUCAAGACAAUUUAAAAAUAGUUCAGAUGUGGAUAUUGAGGAAAAUAUUGAAAACAGACCAGAAAGAAGAUCUGUUGUCCUGGAUGGCAAAGAGGAUUCAGAAGAUCCAAAUUUUAUUUUCAGUACUGAACUGCUGACUCAGUUGAACAUCCUGGAGAAAAUAACCCUACAUAAUGGCUUUGAUCAAGAUGGCAGACAAAGUACACAGUAUAAUCAAAAAAAGAAAAGAAUUCUUGGAACAGAUGAGCAAGAAGAAACAUGCUUGUUCUCCCAAAGUUCAGAUAAAUUCCGACAGGAGACUAAAUUUGAUAAGGGUCAGAGUUCUCUAGCUUAAAAAGGUAAAGCUUCUAGACAGACAUUUAUGAUUCAUAAGUUAGAAAAAGGUAUAUUCUCAAACCAAAAAGGUAAAGAAACCAUUUCUAAAACCCUAGAAUUCAGAAAUGAAUUUCAAACAGUUGAUCUAUCCACCAAAGAUAAUGGAAAUUUACAUGAUUAUGAGACCCAAAAUAUGUUGGAUUUGAAAAAGCAUGUCACUGAUAUGCCUGCUCAGCAAAGUGAAUCAAAAAUAAAUAAGAAGCUUAGGCAGAAAGUAAAUUGGAAGACAGAAAUAAUUUCUGAAAUGAACCAGAUAUAUGGGGAUAAUGCUAAAGAUGCACAGGGCCCAGAGAAAGGUAACUUUUUCUUCCAAACCCGGGAGGAUAAAGAAACCAUCUCUGGAAACUCAGAAGUUUCUAAAGAGUUUUGAAUACCUGCUCUUUCCGCCAGCGAUACUGGAAACCUGUGUGAUCAUGAGACCCAGGGUGUGCUGGGUUUACAAAAGCAGAUCACCGAUGUGUACCCUCUUCAGCAAAAUGAAUCAAAUGUUAAUAUGCUUAGGCAGAAAGUAAAUCGAAAGACAGAAAUAAUUUCUGAAAUGAAUUAUUCAGAUGAUGACAAAAGUGUGUAUGGCCCAGAAAAGGAUAAAUCUUUCUUCCUAACCGAGUAGGAUAAUGCAGUCAUCCCUGAAAACCAAGAAGACCCAAGCGAGUUGACAACACCUGCUGUUUCCACCAAAGAUAGUUGAAACCCAUAUGAUUUUGAGACUCAAGAUGUUUUGAGAGUGAAAAAGCCUGUCCAUGAUUUGCAGCCCACUUCAAAUCAAUCAGAAAUAGAUAAGAAGCUUAGGCAGAAGGUAUAUUGCAAGACAGAAAUAGUUUCUGAAAUCAACCAAAUCUAUGAGAAUAAUGACAAAGGCAUACAUGACCUGGAAAAAGGUAACUUGUUUUCUCUAACCCAAAAGGAUAAAGAAACCAUUUCUGAAAAGCUGAACAUAACAGAUGACUUUAAAACAGCUCAUCUUUCCACCAAAUAUAAUAGAAAUUUAUACGAGUAUGAGACCCAGCAUAUGUUGGAUAUGAAAAAGCAUAUCACUGAUAUGCAACAUGCUCAGCAGAAUGAAUCAAAAACAAAUAAAAAACUGAGGUAGAAAGUAAAUCGAAAGACAGAAAUAAUUUCUGAAACGUUCCAAAUACAUGAGGAUAAUGAUAAAGUUGUGCCUGGCCAAGAAAGCUAUACCAAAGAUCUUGGUCUUAAAACAAAUGAAUGGAAACAAAGACUUGAAUGCCAAGGUAUUAUCAGUGGAGACUGUACAGAAAUCAAGAGUAAUGAAAAGGAAAAUUGUGAUCAGAUUUCCAAUCCUUACAAACUUGUUCAAAAGCAUGGGAAAGAAUCAUCAGGCAAGGCAAAGAACAUUUUGGCAAAAAGUGAAAACAAACCUAUUUUGCAGUUAACAGAUUCUUCAGAGACGUGUAUGUCCUUAGAAUCACGUUCAAAACAUGUUCCUAAUGAAGCUGAUUCUGGUCCUGAAAACCACAUGGAACCACAUGAGAAUCCAAAGCAAAUAACUACAGCUCUGAAUAGAAAAAGAAAGAUCCCCUCUGUGGGAGUGAUAACAGAAGGAGGGUGCCAGGCCAAAGUAGUCAGUAAAAUGACAUCCAGAUCCAAAAGGAAGACCUUCAGAUAGCCUUCUCCAGACGGCCGUAAAGUAAUGGACACCCUUCAGGGAGUAUCAGUUGAAUCUGAACAAGCUGAUAAGGAAACAAAUUUGGAAAAUGAGAAAAUUGUCCCAAUUAAGCCAGACUCUUACCCAAAGGUGUUUACAUCUUUAUCUCAGAUAUAUUCACCUAACAUACAAGAGUCUUCCUUUAACGGUGUUCCUCAGGGUUCAAUACCUUUGAGUAUUUUUUCUAGCAAUAAGCUGGUAAUUAGAGAAAGUUUUGCCCUGGAGAGCUCACGGAUCCUUCAAGUAAGUGAUGAUGUGCGUGAGAAGAUGGAAGGGAUGAAAUUUAAAGUCAACCAGAGAACACAAAAAUCAGGAAUAGACUGGAAAUUUCUGGUCGCGGUUUCCUCCUGCCGCCUGUAUUCUGAGGUCACUUCAAACCACAGGUGCUCUGGUUGGACCCCAGCUGAGCUGAAGCACGAUUGA
Molecule: messenger RNA, 3237 nt
Organism: Ceratotherium simum simum (southern white rhinoceros)
Lineage: Eukaryota; Metazoa; Chordata; Mammalia; Perissodactyla; Rhinocerotidae
Source: RefSeq, a predicted model, not a curated record